AUGAGCUACAAUCUCUACCUGGCCUUUGUGUGUCUGAGUCUCCUCUCUCAAAGGACGUGCAUCCAGGGGAACCAGUUCAAUGUGGAGGUCAGCAGAAGUGACAAGCUUUCCUUGCCUGGCUUUGAGAACCUCACUGCAGGAUAUAACAAAUUUCUCAGGCCCAAUUUUGGUGGUGACCCAGUUCGGAUAGCACUGACUCUGGACGUCGCAAGCAUCUCUAGCAUCUCAGAGAGUAACAUGGACUACACAGCCACUAUAUACCUCCGGCAGCGCUGGACAGACCCGCGGCUGGUGUUUGAAGGCAACAAGAGCUUCACUCUAGACGCCCGUCUUGUGGAGUUCCUCUGGGUACCAGACACUUACAUUGUGGAGUCCAAGAAGUCCUUCCUCCAUGAAGUCACAGUAGGAAACAGGCUCAUCCGCCUCUUCUCCAACGGCACGGUCCUGUAUGCACUCAGAAUCACAACAACUGUUACAUGUAACAUGGAUCUGUCUAAAUACCCUAUGGACACACAGACCUGCAAGUUGCAGCUAGAGAGCUGGGGAUAUGAUGGCAAUGAUGUGGAGUUCACCUGGCUGAGAGGGAACGAUUCUGUGCGUGGGCUUGAAAGCCUACGCCUUGCUCAGUACACCAUCCAACAGUAUUUCACCUUGGUCACCGUAUCCCAGCAGGAGACAGGAAACUAUACACGAUUGGUUUUGCAAUUCGAGCUUCGGAGGAACGUUCUGUAUUUCAUUCUGGAAACCUACGUCCCUUCCACUUUCCUGGUGGUGUUAUCCUGGGUUUCGUUUUGGAUCUCUCUUGAUUCGGUUCCUGCCAGAACCUGCAUUGGAGUGACAACUGUGUUAUCCAUGACCACACUGAUGAUCGGCUCCCGCACAUCCCUACCCAACACCAACUGCUUCAUAAAGGCCAUUGAUGUGUACCUGGGAAUCUGCUUCAGCUUCGUGUUUGGGGCCUUACUGGAGUACGCAGUGGCUCACUACAGCUCCUUACAGCAGAUGGCAGUCAAAGAUAGGGGGACAGUGAAGGAAUCAGAAGAUGUCAAUAUUACCAACAUCAUCAACAGCUCCAUCUCCAGCUUUAAACGAAAGAUCAGCUUUGCCAGCAUUGAAAUUUCUGGUGACAAUGUCAACUAUAGUGACUUGACAAUGAAAGCCAGUGACAAGUUCAAGUUUGUCUUCCGAGAAAAGAUUGGCAGAAUUGUUGAUUAUUUCACAAUUCAAAAUCCCAGCAAUGUGGAUCGGUAUUCCAAACUACUAUUUCCUUUGAUUUUUAUGUUAGCCAAUGUAUUUUACUGGGCAUACUACAUGUAUUUUUGA
This is a messenger RNA of Peromyscus eremicus (cactus mouse), 1323 nucleotides long. It is a transcript of the gene Gabrp, whose product is annotated as gamma-aminobutyric acid type A receptor subunit pi. Gene Ontology annotation, molecular function: GABA-A receptor activity; neurotransmitter receptor activity; extracellular ligand-gated monoatomic ion channel activity. The record is from RefSeq and is a predicted model, not a curated record. Gene Ontology annotation, biological process: chemical synaptic transmission; nervous system process; monoatomic ion transmembrane transport. The coding region runs from base 1 to 1323 and encodes 440 amino acids. The transcript is spliced from 9 exons. Lineage: Eukaryota; Metazoa; Chordata; Mammalia; Rodentia; Cricetidae. Gene Ontology annotation, cellular component: membrane; synapse; GABA-A receptor complex.